AUGGCCAACCCCACAUCGGUGCACGAACCCUAUCGGGACCCAUCCGUCGGCGAUCUCACCAUUCGGACCUCCGACAAAAUUGAGUUCCAUGUGCAUCGGCGCCGCAUCGCGGACGUCUCCCCCGUCUUUUCCGACAUGUUCUCCCUGCCUGGCCCCCCUGCCGAUGGGAAGAUCGAGAAACAGGUGGUCGACGUCUCCGAACCGAGCGCUAUCUGGAGCAAGCUGCUGCCCCUCGUACACGUUGAUGAGCCGACCCUUUCCUUAGCGGACAUCUAUAACCUCCUCGUGGCCUCAGACAAGUACCAAAUGACGGGGAUCAAGAAUCGGAUGCGCACACAUCUCCUUCGCUCAGACGUCUUGGAUGACUCGCCAUACGCCGUCUAUGCUUUAGCGUGUUAUGGCUGCUUCGAGGACGUUGCAGGCGUCGCUGCUCGACGUACGCUGAAGCUUCCCGUCUACCCUCAGACCGUCCCGGAGUUCGCGUACGUGUCCGGCCGCGCCAUCUAUCGGCUUCUCGAAUAUCGGCAAAAGUGUGCAGCGGCCGCUCGCGCGGCGAUCAAAGUCGUCCCCACCACUCCUGCGACGUCCAGCUUUACGUGGUUGUCCAACGGCUGUCCGGACUCGAAGACCUGCGACACGCGGGUCUGUCGAAGAACGUCGAUUGUCGUGGAGACGUCAACCUGGAAGAAGUCGUCCACGCGUGUCACAUACGAUAUACGGAGCUUGUGGCUGGAGUACCUGCACCAUCUCGCCAACGAGCUCGAACAUAACCCACACGAAUCUGUCGCAUGCAGCUUCACCCACCUCAUUCCGAUCGUAACCUCCGUAAUGGCUUCAUGCCCCGGAUGUUCCCUUAUCAUCCAUGCAGAGGUGUCUCGGUUCUCCCAGGCAGCGGAGGAACAGAUAAGAGGAGCUGUCUCCACGGUGAAGUUGGUAUUGGAGUCUUGA
This is a messenger RNA of Trametes versicolor FP-101664 SS1, 948 nucleotides long. RefSeq lists its product as uncharacterized. The coding region runs from base 1 to 948 and encodes 315 amino acids. The transcript is spliced from 2 exons. The record is from RefSeq and is a predicted model, not a curated record. NCBI's taxonomy places the organism in Eukaryota, Fungi, Basidiomycota, Agaricomycetes, Polyporales, Polyporaceae. Gene Ontology annotation, molecular function: protein binding.